Prosopis cineraria is the source of this 1188-nucleotide messenger RNA. Its product is annotated as probable E3 ubiquitin-protein ligase XERICO. The transcript has a single exon. The record is from RefSeq and is a predicted model, not a curated record. Lineage: Eukaryota; Viridiplantae; Streptophyta; Magnoliopsida; Fabales; Fabaceae. Bases 1 to 540 code for a protein of 179 amino acids.
AUGAAGAGAGAGAUCAGGAAAGUUCCAAAAUGGGGAAACAAGGGAGCGGUGAGGAUGGAUGCCAGCAGGCAACAUCAGUGUGGCGGCCGGGGUGCCCCAUCGCAUUCUUCGCCACGUGUUAACACUUCCUCCGUGUCCGCCAUCCUCUCCCUUAUUUAUAUCUCUCAGCCAUCUGCUGAGAAUCAAUGUAUCAACGCCGUGGGGCUGCUUCCGGUGCUGGUCAUCAACACCGUCGUACCAGUGGCUCUCCUGAAGAACAUCCUCAGGUCUCUUCUCCAACUGGUCGGUGCCGCCUGUGCCUAUUCUACUGACCCUGACGACGAUGACCAAUGCUCUGUUGCCAGAAGGAGGGUGUCCAUUACUCAGUACAAGUUCAUGACUGACUCCGCCAUGGCGGACUGCUGCGUCUGUCUGUGUGCUUUCCAAGGCAGCGAAGAGGUGAGUGAGCUGUCUGGCGAGCAUUUCUUUCACACAGCUUGCUUGGACAAGUGGUUCCUUAACAGACACACCACGUGCCCUCUCUGUCGUUCCGCUUCUUAGCUCACCCUUCUGUCUCUGUAUUUCACGUCUAGCUUUUCAAACGACAUUACACCAACUUGCGAGACUGUCGAUCGCUUCUGGUUUGUUUUCCAUGUGCAUCUCUAAUCCUCAACAAAUUACCAUGCUUAGGACUAUGAGUCGUUGCGAGUGGGUCUCAGCUACCUCGUCUCAAUACGUACUUCCUCAUUCUGUGUGAAGAAUGCUGAUUAUUUUAGGAUUUGAAUAUUUAGAAAAUGUCACCGUAGUAAAACGCAACCUUUGUGAUGUUUAACCGUGAUGCCGCUGUGUUUUAUCUAAUUAGUAGCUGAAAGCAACUCUUCUUUCCAUUUGUAAGGUUCAAUUUUUGGAUUAAUAUUUCAUUUUACUAAAAUUAGUUUUAAAUCACCCAAACAGAUAAACAUGAAAAGUAUAUCUGGAGAAAAUCUCAUUGGGUCUUCGAGCAUCUAAUUGGUGGCUACAUACAUGAAGAGAAGUAGAAUUAUUACAUGUUACGCUGAUCCUAUAAUAACAAAAUUCUUUGUUUUACCCGAAACAUGGACAGUACAGUGCCGCAAUAAAAUUAAAGGUACUCGCAUAAAUGCCUAAAAGCUUUCCUUGCGGUCGUGCAAAUGAGUGGUCUCUAUCUUCUUACCUCAUAUAACUGCAUGA